This is a messenger RNA of Colletotrichum destructivum, 3611 nucleotides long. RefSeq names its product Putative AAA+ ATPase domain, ATPase, AAA-type, core. Gene Ontology annotation, molecular function: ATP binding; ATP hydrolysis activity. NCBI's taxonomy places the organism in Eukaryota, Fungi, Ascomycota, Sordariomycetes, Glomerellales, Glomerellaceae. The record is from RefSeq and is a predicted model, not a curated record. The transcript has 7 exons. Bases 150 to 3089 code for a protein of 979 amino acids.
CAUCCUUACAGAGUCAGCGAAUUUACUGGAUACUGCCACCACUCUGUCGAUCCUCAAGGCUCUUCGGCUCCCAAUAAGACAGGCCAUACAACGUUUUCUCUACCGACACUUUCUUGGAUUCCCUCGGUCCUUCAUCACUACCGCUCGCCAUGACGCUACCUAUAAUGAGUUCCCAGGAGGCCACCCUCACAGACCAAUACGCCGGACUUGCCCCGGCCAAUUCAGUGCCCGCCGAUGAAGUGGGCUCCGUCAAAGACUCGGCCACCACCGCCGUCGCCCCUGCUCGUCCGGCCAAGUCUUCCGAGAGCAUCAAAGACGGAAAGAAGAAUGCGGCCAAGAAGAAGGCCAAGAAGCAGUUCAAAAAGAGGGAGAAGAAGCACAAGAAAGUUGCUCGCAACGAGGAGGACUCGUCGGAGUCCGCUACGGAAGACGAUGGUCACCGAUCCGACGAUGACGAGACUUCAUCCGACUCCGAUUCAGACUCGUCCGACUCGGAGGAAGUUUCCAAACGCAAGGCCAAAUCGAGAAAGCACUCUGUUAACACUACGACCAAGAAGACUCGGCCUUCCACUUCCCGCUCCACCAAGAAGAGCAAAUCUUCCAAAAAGCGCGAUCCCUCCCUGUCCGCUUCCUCUUCCUCCUCGUCUGACACGGACUCGGACUCAUCGGACGACAGUGGUGCCGAGGAUAGCGACUCUGACGACGGUCUGACCAAGGUCCCAAUGACGGCGCAGCAGAUGCAGAUGUUCCAACAAUGGCAACGCGUCAACGGCUCCAUGGCGCUUGGCGGCAGCAACAAUAGUAACCAGCCAUCCUUCUGGCCUCCGCCUCCGAGGCGUGGCAACCUCGGCGUGGGCGACGGCGGGCUCGGCGAGAACCCCAUGUUCGGCAGCAGACUCCGGACGCGGGGGCGGCAGGCCCAGCCGUCGUCGUCGUCGUCGUCCAGGAAGAGGCCGAAGCUGGACUUCAAGCGGGUCGACCAGGUCUGGGACAGCGCCAUCCACCAAUACAAGCUCCAGGACACGGCGGCGACCACCUCGGACACGCUGUACGACGCCUACGUGCUCCAGAUCAGGCGGACCUUUGACUGGGAGGGCAAGUACAGCGCCACGCUCGUCGACGUGAAGAGCAAGGUCCUGCGCGAGUGUCUGCAGGAGGUCAUGGGCAAUAUCAAGGGCGUCAGCCUGGUCGAUGAGACGCCCAAGCUCGACCCCAACAUGCUGUUUCUCUACCUGGAAGACUUGCGAAAGUACGGCAAGAAGCUCAAGAAAACGGCGGCGGUGGGCGCGGACAAGAAAGAGCGCAAGAAGCAGAAGAAGCACAUCGAGACGAAGCGGCAGCAUCUCAAGGUUCUUCUCAAAUACCUCGACAAGGACUAUGCUCACAUCAAGAAGAGUCUCUACCCCAUGCUGGAAAACGGGCUCAUCACGUUCGACCUGCUUUGGGCGCUUUACAAGCCCAACACGCUCAUAUACACGACAACCUACGGGUCACCCGAUGAGCCUCGGGUGUUCAAGGUGGAGCAGGCAGAGAAGCUGAACAGCAUGACCAAGGGAGAAUUCUACUGGGUUGAUGGCAAAUAUCUAGAGUUCGACGGCAAGCAGUUCGGCUACGGCACUCUCUGCGAAGAGGUCCCAGAGUUCCGAGGGGCCCGAAAGAUCAGCAGCCUCAGUGCCUUUCCCCUCGACUUCCACAAGGACAAGGAGGCCAUCAAGGCCGCCCUGGUCGAGCGAGGCAAGAAGUUCGUGCAGCUCGGCGGUGUGCACUACCGGAGCCACCAAGGGCUGGCGUACUACAAGAAGAAGAAGGCCGUCAUCAAGGUCAACGUCAACGGGCGCGUCAUGGUCGACCCGGCCAUCCACCGCCGCAUCAACCCCAACUACCAGGUCUCCGUCGUCCGGCCUCGGGACCACGACGUCCUCUCCGACUCGGAGGAUGAAGAUGACGACGACGAGAAGGCAUGCGGCCAGGGCUCAGACUCUGACAAUGGAUGCGGAAGCGAUGAUGACGCCUGCGGGAAGAUGGUGACCAAGGUCGUGCGCGACCCCAAGGGCAACGUCCGCAUGAUUCGGGUCCCGAAAUCUGACGUCGAGGAGUCUGCGCCAGCGGAGCCGCUCGAGCGAGUCGAGGAGGUGAAAAGUGACGGCCUAUCCGAGGACGGCGAGAAGUCGAAGGAGCCGCCCGAGUUCUCGGCGGAGGACUACCUCAUCGCAUCAUCCGUCGUGCUGGGGUUCUCUUUCUCAGAGAAGCUAUGGCUCGAGUUCACUGUCUCUGGGAUCACCGACAUCCAGUGGAACGACAGCGCAUACGAGUCUUUAGUGCUCGAGCCCAAGCAGAAGGACAUUGUCAAGGCGCUGGUCGAGUCCCACAAGUACCACGCCGCCGAGAGCAUCGACGACGUGAUUCAAGGCAAAGGAAAGGGGCUUGUCGCCGUCCUCCAUGGCCCCCCUGGCACGGGAAAGACUCUCACGGCCGAGGGCAUCAGCGAGCUGCUCAAGUGCCCGCUCUACAUGGCCUCGGCCGGAGAGCUGGGCACCGACUCGCGAUACCUCGAGGCGGAGCUGCAGAAGAUCCUCGACAUUUGCCACGCCUGGGGUGCCAUCCUCCUCCUCGACGAGGCCGACGUGUUCCUGGAGAAGAGGAACCUGCACGAGAUCGCCCGCAACGCGCUGGUCAGCAUCUUCCUGCGUCAGCUGGAGUACUUCCAGGGGAUCCUAUUCCUGACGACGAACCGAGUCGAGACCUUUGACGACGCGUUCCAGUCGCGCAUCCACAUCGCCCUGCGCUACGAGAGCCUCACGCAGCGGGCCAAGAAGUCCAUCUUCCGCAUCUUUGUCGAGCGCGUCCGCGUCCUCGAAGGGGUCGAUCUCCGGCCCUUCAGCGAUGACGACUACGAGAGCCUCGCGAAGCACGACCUCAACGGCCGGCAGAUCAAGAACACGGUCCGCACCGCGCAGGCGCUGGCCGUCAACAAGGGCGAGCCGCUCGGCAUGGAACACAUCCGGCAGGUCCUCGACGUCCAGAAUAGUUUUGAUCUGCACCUCAAGGGAGGCGAGUCGUACAAGGACGCUAUGCGCAGUUAUUAUUGAACAGGGUUGGGGUCUUGAUGGUAUGAAGAUGAUGAUCUAACUAGGUUUUGAGCCAAAGAUGUCUUCGGUGUCUCUCGCAAUAUCGCAACUUUUGAGGAACCCUUUGUCAGUCACGUUACACAGGGUGACAAAGAGGUUGCUGCCUCACUAAUAUCGUUCAUGUAGUUCGCGAUGUCGGUACUGCUGCCGUUUUGAAGGGCGACAAGAGGGCGGGGAAUGUGGCCGUCGGUUUCUCUCUGAAUUACAGGCGAACCGACGCAUUUAAGACCUGCCACAACAUCACCAAAGGCCAUCGAAAUAUGUUCAUUGUGAUUCCUGGACUUUUCUGGCUUUCAGUGCUGUUCUUACGCUUACCAUGGCUACAAAACCUUUGCGAGAAGUUGGCAGCGCCACAGACCGGUUGAAUGUGUCGUACAUCAUUAGCUUAGUGGCCCGUGUAUGCAAGAUAUCCGACGCUCCUUGGGGCGUUCUUGAGGGUUGUAGCAGAGACUGUAUCAGGGAAACCUGCUGACGGUGACUGGC